AUGUCCCAGUGUCUCGGGACAAAGUUGUCCGUGGUCCUUCCUUUUCCAACAAACACUCCGGUGCAGAGUGUGGCCUGCUACACAUACAGCAGGCCUCACAACCUGGUCUUCUUCCUGGUGGACCCAAGCGAGAUCUGGAUCUACACCGUCAGGACGGACCCAGCCUGCAGGUUUGCUGUGUGGAAUAUUCCAGAAAUACUGGAGAAUACAAACGGUAGUAAACAGCCAGCCAAUGCGCCCAUUAUCGAGGGGGUAUGUUUGUCUCCAUUUGAUUCGAGCCUGUGGAAGGUGCCUGUGUGUGAGUGUUACUGUAUAACUUGUCUGUCGUCGUACAUCUACUACAACACCUUGGAUGGACUGGUUUGCGCUGACUGCGAUGAGUUUAUUCUGCUGGGCCUUGAGGAUGGUCGGAUUCUCUUUAUGGAUGUGGUGGUGGAAAGUGUGAAGUACCAUGAGGUGCAGGCCCACAAUGGCCCAGUGAUCCUGAUAAAACAUGACACAGAUCAAAACCAGCUACUGAGCUUGAGCCGGGAGAUGUCUGAAAAACGUCUAAAGAUUUGGAGCUUGCCAAAAUUACAAUUGAUUCAUGAGCUGCCAAUCCCAGAUGAUGCCAUCACUUUCUCAAGAAUAGCCAGUCAGCUGUGCCUGGGGCUCGAGUCUGGAAUAAUCCUCUUCAAUGAUAUUGUGGCCGCAGAUUCCAUGAUGUUGUCAUUUUCUCCAACUGUGUCACAAGAUGCUAAAAGUGAGCCAGGGGAGAAGCAGCAUGCGGAGCAGGCUGUUGGCAUGGUGAUCACCGAUGCCUGUCCCAAGCAAUACAUCUUCCUGAGCUGCAGAAUCUGACAUUUACGAGGAUCCAGCCAUUAAAUAUGAACUGAAGGACACUGUACAGCGCCAAACUGAAUCACUCCUCGAUUUGGAUUCUUAUCUGGUUCCCUUUAAGCACUUCGAUUUUUCAAAGAGUGAAGUAACUUCGGUGGUCUCAGAGUUGGAAUCAGAUCUGGACAUGGAGGAGACAGAGUCUGUAAGUGGGACUCAGCAGGCCAUGCCUGGCUGCAGGUCAGAGGUCAUUCCUGUCCAUCUGUCCCCUGGGGGUUCAGGGUUCGGGUUGUGCUCCUAAUUCCAAAGAACUGAAAUUCUGAACCAGCUCUGUGUUCAUUUAGUUCUGUAUGAGGUUAUGAAAUGAAUGAAAUCCUCUGGAUACUGGACACGAUCUCCUCUGGGUAUGAUCAAUUGGAAUUGCUUCU
This is a messenger RNA of Stegostoma tigrinum, 1244 nucleotides long. RefSeq lists its product as uncharacterized. NCBI's taxonomy places the organism in Eukaryota, Metazoa, Chordata, Chondrichthyes, Orectolobiformes, Stegostomatidae. The record is from RefSeq and is a predicted model, not a curated record. The transcript is spliced from 9 exons. Bases 1 to 840 code for a protein of 279 amino acids. Gene Ontology annotation, molecular function: protein binding.